AUAAUAAUUUACUUAAUAUUAAGUGGACGCAUUAAUUAUUGUCCCGCGACAAGACUACAAGUACCAGCAUACAACUCGCCACUCUUAUUUUCAGUGGCCCCUUGAGCUACGGGGCGUGGCAUGCUGGGAGUUGUAGUCCUCCCCUUCUGAGCUUGCUUAGGGUGGGGGAUCCAUGUUCCGCAAAUGGGCAGCCGAGGAGGAGGGGUGAGCGGGGAGGGGGCCCCUCGCGGCCGCCUUCCAAUUGGUGCAAGAGUAGAGAGCGCUGGCCAGAGGCAGCGCACAGAGCUUGAGCGGGUCCGCCUGUGCGCAUGCGCUGAGUGAGCGCUGCUGCUGGGAGCUGGUGGCGGCGGUGGAAUGUUUUGGGGGCUGUCAAUGAAGAGAGGCGCCGCUGCCGCUGCUGCUGCUGGCCGGUGCCGGGGCAGGUCAGCCUGAGGGGGCCCUGCGGGAUACUCCUCCGCAGCAGGGCAGCGCCUCCCUCGCGGCUCGCGUGGCCGGGUUUGCCAGCCCCGCAGAGCAGCCCGAGGAGGGGACGGGGUUUCGCCGGGUCCCCCAGCAGCCGCCUGAGGUGCCGGGGAAGAGGGAUCCGUAACCCCCCCACUCCCAGCAGCCGGGGCGGGAAGCGGCCUGAGAGGCGGAGGCAGCAGCUGGGGUGAUGAUGAACAGGUUCAGAAAGUGGCUCUACAAGCCCAAGAGGACUGACCCGCAGCUCCUUGCCCAAUUCUACUAUGCAGAUGAAGAACUAAAUCAAGUAGCAGCUGAACUGGACUGUUUGGAUGGAAGAAAAGACCCACAAAGAUGCACAUUGCUAGUCAACCAAUUCCGCUCUUGUCAGGAUAAUGUUUUAAACAUUGUAAAUCAAAUCAUGGAUGAAUGCAUUCCACAUGAACGGGCCAACCGGGACUUCUGUGUUAAAUUUCCAGAAGAAAUACGCCAUGACAACCUUGCAGGGCAGCUUUGGUUUGGAGCAGAGUGCUUGGCUGCUGGUUCCAUUAUUAUGAAUCGUGAAAUUGAGAGCAUGGCUAUGAGACCAUUGGCCAAGGAUCUGACCCGCAGCCUGGAGGAAGUUAGGAACAUUAUUCGCGACCAGGCCUUAAGGGAUUUGAAUCUUUACACAGAAAAAAUGAAAGAGUCGCUUAAACAUUUUGAUGUCCUUUUUGCUGAAUUUGAGUUAAGUUAUGUAUCAGCCAUGGUACCUGUAAAGUCUCCAAAAGAGUAUUAUGUACAGCAAGAGGUAAUCGUGCUUUUUUGUGAAACAGUUGAGAGUCAGAUUGUCUCGAUCAAAGAAAAAUGGAGACAAUGGCUGCCUGGUGGAAACAUGGGCUUGGGAGAAGGAAAGGAUGAGAGACAUGGGAAUUCUGAGCAGGGACUUACUCAGAGAGCUUUAAAGCUUGGAUACCUCACUCAAGAUAUGAUUGAUGACUAUGAACCAGCAUUAAUGUUUACCAUCCCAAGAUUAGCCAUCGUGUGUGGGCUUGUAGUUUAUUCUGAAGGACCAUUGAACUUGGACCGCAAGUCAGAAGAUAUGUCGGAGCUUUUCAGACCCUUCCACACUUUGCUAAGGAAAAUAAGGGAUCUGCUUCAGACUUUAACUGAUGAUGAACUGCACACACUGGAACGUAACCUCUGCAUAUCCCAGGAUGUGGAUUUUCCUGUCCGAACAGAUCCUGAAGUGCCCACUGUCAGUACAACUGUCUUAGCUGCAACUUUGCCUGCUGAGGAGCUUUCAGCAAAAGCUGAAAACACAGAGGCUGAGCUAGCCUGCUCUAUGCAGUAUGAUGAACAGGAAUUGGAACAGCUGAAUAGGAUGGUCCACCGGGUUGGAGAUGAGAUGUCUUCCCUGCUUUCCCCACCAAGUGUCUGCCAGUCUCCAGCACACAGACCUGGCAUAAGAAAUGGCUCCAGCACAGAGACCUCGCCUAACAGGCAACAUCUUGACAACUUAAUUGACGAAGAGGAGAGAGUGUUUUUUAUGGAUGAUCUGGAUGGAGCAGGAGAAGCUCUUGCUGGGUUGGAUUCAGCCAAUGACACAUUUGCAUGGGUGAAUAACCCUUGCCACAAUUCAAAGCAGAGUGCGCAGCACAGGGAACCUCUAGUGUAUGACAAUGGUCAUCAAACAGAAGAAACUUUACUUUUAAGAGAGGCAGAAAGCGAUUUAAGCAAUAAUAACAAUAUUGAAGAUGGCAAACAGAUUACUUGUAUCUCAAUUCAUAAUUCAUGCAGUUGUUUAGAAGGUCCUGAUUCACAGUUAUACCUCAGUGGCUGGGAUACAUAUGCUGAUGCAGAGACAGCAGAAAUGAUAGCCCAUAGGACAGGUGGAAUGAAGAUAUCUGCUACUGUAAUAUUUAAUCCCAAAUCUCCCUCUACUUCAGAAUCCCCAGUAACAACACCAGAAGUAGCUAUCAGUUGUGUUCCUGGGUCUUCUGAUUCUUUAGCUGAUGAAGAGGAGAGUGAAUCCCAUAAACUCAGCAUAGCUGCCACAAAUUGUCUAAUUAAUUCUUGUGUGUGUUGUGGCAGCUGUGAAGACAGUAGGGAGGAUAAUAUUGUCGGUUUAAAGACCAGACAUUCCCAAGGAAGAGUUAUAAAUGCUUCUUAUAGUUUAGUAAAAUCUAAAGAAAAGGACCAUCUAGAUAAACUGGAUAGUGCAGUCUCUGCACAGGAGGCAUUAAAAACUGAAACAUCUCCUGCUUUGCUAGCAGAAAGAGAUUCUGGCAGAGAAGAACAGAAACUGUCUAACUCCUCUAAGUGCCUGGCACAUUCCUCAGGUUCACAGCUGGGAGCAGAAAAUGGAUCACAAGUAGAGGUGGAAAUCUCAAAUCAGCAAAAGAAAUGGGAGAAAAGAAGGCAGCCAAGUCAAAAGCAAUCAGAGAACAAUGAAGAAAGUAGUAGUGAAAGAAUAGCAAAGGAUGACAUUAAAUCAAGAGCUAGUUCAAGUUCUCAGGAUGGCUUACGUGAUUCCCCCCUCAGCUCCAUCUCCAGCAGUGACUAUGACAGUGUUUCUGUCACUACAUGUAGUCUCUCCAGCAUAUACGCUCUGAGCAGUUUAAUGACCAGCUCCUGUUCAUCUGAUGACAUUGAUCAGGAGGAAAUCCAGCUUGCCUUGCAGGCAGCUAAAAUUGCUACCAGAGAAAAGAUCAGAUCCCGAUUUCACGGCAGCAAUGACCUUAUUCACCGACUCUUUGUCUGCAUCUCAGGUGUGGCUGACCAGCUGCAGACAAACUAUGCCAGUGAUUUACGAAGCAUCUUAAAGACCUUAUUUGAAGUGAUGGCAACCAAACCCGAAACAGAGGACAAAGAAAAGCAAAAGAAAGUUAAUCAGGGUUUAAGGAAUGCAGCACUGGAAGAUUGUGCUUUAUGCCAGGAAACGAUAUCGUCUUCAGAACUUGCAGCAAAGGCCAGAGAUGGGGACUUCGAAGAUCCUCCUGAUUGGGUACCAGAUGAAGUUUGCAGCUACUGCACUGCGUGCAAAGCUCCUUUCACAGUAAUUCGCAGGAAACACCAUUGUAGGAGCUGUGGGAAGAUCUUCUGCUCUCGCUGUUCUUCCCACUCGGCUCCAUUACCUCGCUAUGGUCAGAUGAAGCCUGUCCGUGUUUGCACUCACUGUUACAUGUUCCAUGUCACUCCUUUCUACAGUGACAAAGCUGAUCACCCUGCUACCGCCUCAGAAGACAUUUACAUUUAUUUUAAUCACCAUGGCUAGAUUUUGGUUCUCCUUGGAUUGGAAAAAAAUUCACAUAGAUUCAUGCAAUGAUCUUGCACAAAGAGCUGUGUGAGUACUGGAUUUUCAAAGGUGUUUGGACAUGCUUUGAGUUAGCCACAUUAAAAGAACAAUGCAGCGUGCUGUGGUUAGGGAGGAAAUUAUAGCAAGAGCUUUUUGUGGUAUCCUGUUUGGUGACUUGCAGUAUUACACAGUGUUUCAAGCCGACGGAGAGACGAUAAAAAAGUUGUUUGCGCUAUUUUGCUCAACAAGGGUCCUCAUUUAAAAUGAUAAAGCAAAAACUGGUUAGAGUUUGUGUGUGUGUGUGUGUGUGUGUAUGUGUACAUUCCCUUUGCUUUGUGAUUUUUUUAUCCAAUGCAAAUGAGCCAUAUAAGGGUAUACAUCUUGUUGAAAUUGCUGCCAUAUAAAUCAGAUUAAACUAGUUUAUGUGAAAUGCACAAGCCUUAUGAAGCUAGCUGUGGGUAAAUUCAGCUGUGGGAUGUUCUCCUCACUUUAUUUGUAUAUACGUUUUUUUGCAAAGUCUCUUUCACAUAAUCCUCAAAUUGGAGUGUCACCAUUCACCAGAGUUUAGCUGGCUCAGGGUGGGUAGCUUAGAUGUGAGGUGGGUCGUAUGGUACAAGCAGUGAUACUUAUUCAGGCUUAAAUCUCAGGCUUCACAUUGCAAUGAUUAUUGCAGUUUUAUUUUUUGAGAAACAACAAAUCUAAUGCUUCUUUUAUAGGAUGAAAAAGAUAAAAUGCAACAAACUUCAAUUGUGAAAUAAAUAUGCACAAAAGUUGCUUCUGUGGAAAAAAUCUCAUUUAAUGGACUGAAUGUUAUUUAUUCAAGCUUGUUUUUAUUUUGUAAAUGCUGUAAUUCAGAAUCAUUUCCAUAAAUAUGAUAUUUAAGGGUCUCAGACAUUAUAGUUUCUUAUGUAAAUACAAACUCCUAUUUCUCUUACUGAAAAGCACAAUGACUAUAUCAAUACUAAAAUGCAUUUGC
This is a messenger RNA of Mauremys reevesii (Reeves's turtle), 4694 nucleotides long. RefSeq names its product zinc finger FYVE-type containing 28 (gene ZFYVE28). The record is from RefSeq and is a predicted model, not a curated record. Bases 653 to 3697 code for a protein of 1014 amino acids. Gene Ontology annotation, biological process: negative regulation of epidermal growth factor-activated receptor activity. NCBI's taxonomy places the organism in Eukaryota, Metazoa, Chordata, Testudines, Geoemydidae. Gene Ontology annotation, molecular function: metal ion binding. Gene Ontology annotation, cellular component: early endosome membrane. The transcript has 16 exons.